This is a messenger RNA of Thamnophis elegans (Western terrestrial garter snake), 2495 nucleotides long. Its product is annotated as adhesion G protein-coupled receptor E3-like. The coding region runs from base 65 to 1909 and encodes 614 amino acids. Lineage: Eukaryota; Metazoa; Chordata; Lepidosauria; Squamata; Natricidae. The transcript has 15 exons. Gene Ontology annotation, cellular component: membrane. The record is from RefSeq and is a predicted model, not a curated record. Gene Ontology annotation, molecular function: G protein-coupled receptor activity. Gene Ontology annotation, biological process: cell surface receptor signaling pathway; adenylate cyclase-activating G protein-coupled receptor signaling pathway.
UCCUUUAUGCUUUAACUCUGGGUGAUUCGCAUGAAGCAAGCCAUUUGUUCACUCACUCAAGCGGAUGAUGAUGAGCAUUUUCAGUUUUCUUAUUCUUGGUAUUGGGUUUUCAAUAGUCUGUGCACAUGAAAAAGAAUUUAUGUAUUCAACCAUCCCAAGUGAAAGUUGUUGCUGUUGUAGCAGCUAUGAUGAAGAAUACAGUGGUACUUAUGCUUCUUAUACUCCUUCACCUGAUUCUCCCAUAUCAAAUGUCACUAUUAAUGAGAAAAUUCCCCUUUACAACGAACAAGAUUCAGGGAGGAAAAAUGUCAAUUUAAAAAUGUGUGAAAAAGAAUGGAAACAAGGUUUAAUGAAUUCAUUUGAAAACAUUUCUGACAGCUGUUCCCCCUGGGAUAUUGAAAGAAAUAAACAAAUUGUAACAACUUUGUCCUUGUUAAUGGAAGGAAUAAGCUCAGUUGCCCUAUCAAUAACUUUUUCAAAAGGAGAAUCACAGACCGUGGAUCAAAACUCCGUGGGGAUCCAAACAGCUCUCAUCACUCCAAAAUCCUUAGAAAACAAUGAAACACUCAGGUUAAAAGCUAAAGGAGAUCAAAUGGCCAUCCACCCAAGAGCAGUGGCAGCAACUGCCACGAUCACAGAUCCAAUUGCUGUGGCUUUUAUAUCAUAUGUUGGGCUGAAAUCACUCCUAGAAGAGACUUUACUGCAGAAUGGAACAUUCCUGGGCAAUGAAACAUUGACAGGUUUCAAUAUGAACUCUAGACUAGUAAGCGUUUUCACCAGCAACCACACAACAGAUAUUUCUACUCCCGUCAAUCUCACCUUUCAGCAUCUCAAGAAUAGAGUUGCUCAGGAAAAGGUUCUCUGUGUCCAAUGGAUUUCUGGUGCUUUGUCCAGUCAUGGUUGCCAACAGAUCUUUUCUAACAUCACACAUACAGAAUGUAGCUGUCAAUAUCUGUCCAGUUUUGCUGUACUGAUGGCCACAGCUCACAAACAAGGAGAUCUGAUCCUCACUAUUAUUAGCUACCUUGGGUUGUCCAUCUCAGUCAUCUGUCUCUUCCUGUGUAUUGUCACAUUCCUCUUCUGCCGCGCCAGCCACAACAGCAGCACCUUCAUCCACCUACAACUGAGCUUCUGCCUGUUUUUUGCAGACCUUCUCUUCCUAACUGGAAUAGAUAAAACAGGCAACAAGAUCCUGUGUUCAGUCAUAGCUGGAAUGCUGAAGUAUCUUUUUUUGGCCUGUUUUGUCUGGAUGUUCUUGGAAGCUGUCAAUCUCUACCUCAUUGUCAGAAACUUGAAAGUGGCCAAUUAUAAUGGGGCCAGCAAAUAUAUGAAGAUAUGCAUGUACCUUAUUGGUUAUGGGUCCCCUGUCCUGAUUGUAGCUAUUUCUGCAGCCAUUAAACCUGGAGCCUUUGGGACUCUGUAUCGCUGCUGGCUUGAUAAAGAUUUUAUCUGGAGCUUUAUGGGACCUGUCUGUGUAAUAAUUGUGGUCAACCUAGUGUUUUUCUGUCUUAUUCUGAGGACUUUGCGUGAAAAACUGGCCUCUCUCAAUUCAGAGAUAUCUUCAGUCAGAAAUACCAGAUCACUGAUGUUUAAGGCCAUAGCCCAUGUGUUCAUCCUGGGUGUGACUUGGUGUUUUGGCCUCUUUCAAUAUGGCCCUUUGGAAGAUGUUAUGGCAUACAUGUUCACCAUCUUCAACAGUGCACAGGGAAUCUUCAUCUUCCUGGUGCACUGCUUACUCAACCAAAAGGUGAGAGAAGCUUACUGGCAUUGGAUUUAUUGCAAGAAAGACAUCAGACCUCCUGUUUCUGAGAUAACUAUGACCUCUGUUCCCAUCAGCAACCCUUUGGUAAAAGAACCAUGUAUUAAUGAAGUCCAUAACAAGAAGAUUGAAUGGCAAGAACAAUCAUAGCACACUGUCUCUCCUUUGGACUCUUUGUUCAGUUUGAAUGAAACUGAAGAAAAUUAGGAUAUAUUCAGUCAUUUGUAAUUCUUUUUCCUUGCUGCACUUUGGAGUCACAUUGUCUCCAAAUUAUAGUGGAGAACAUUCACCACCACCACCCCAAACCCAUUCCUUGUUUUAACUCACUUAACCAGAAAUAUGGUGGUUAAAGAAAAUAUAGAGGGGGCAGCUAUUGUUGUUAACUAAAUUGAAAACACAGAGCCUUGAAUAACUCUAUAAUGCAGGAUUAAUUAUCUAUUUUUCAUAUAUUGUGUAUAUGUUAUCAGUAUUUUUUCUAAUGGAUUGCCUUCUUACGCAUUAAUAUCUUUGUAGAUAAAGUAUUGGAUAAAAUGUUUUUAUUUCUGAGGUAGAUACACUGUAAAUAAUGUUCUGCAAAUUAUUUGAAGAGGCAGUUUCACUUGUGACAACACUGUAAACCAAGCGUCAUUCUUUGAACCAUCAAAUUAACUACUGUAUAUCUUUCUCAAGAUAUGGCUCUUUCCUGUGUUAUUGGAAUGCAUAAAACACUGUUCUGCCAUGAUUUUGCUAGUUUUUA